Molecule: messenger RNA, 549 nt
Organism: Trichophyton benhamiae CBS 112371
Lineage: Eukaryota; Fungi; Ascomycota; Eurotiomycetes; Onygenales; Arthrodermataceae
Exons: 2
Coding region: 1-549 (182 amino acids)
Source: RefSeq, a predicted model, not a curated record
AUGUUCUUCUUCUUCUUCCUAGGUCUUCGCUGUGAUGAAACGGCUGGCCGGCCUGCAGCUCCCAGACAGCCAGCGUUUAAGGCAUCACCACAACCGCCAUCUCUAGGUAGCAUCCCAGGCAUUAUUGUAUAUCAGAGAUCUUCUUCCUCUCUUUAUUAUCAUUAUCAUCAUCAUCUUCUUCUUCUUCUUCUUCUACAGGGCUCUGCUUCUUCAUCUUCCGGCCUUAUGUUCUUCCGCAGCUUCACCAAAAGCAAAGAAAAAGCCAGGAACACAAAAAAAAACCGCCUUCUUUUCUUCUUUUCUUCUUUUCUUCUUCUACUUCUUCUUCUUCUUCUUCCGCUGCUCAGCCAGACAGGACAGUCUCAGUCUCUCUCUUCCUCUCCCUCAUCCUCUCAUCCUCUCAUCCUCAGCCCUUCUUUCAUCUUCUCCCUGAGAUGUCUCUCGCCGCUCGCUUCUGACCCGUCCCUGUCUCUCUGUCCGGCUCAGCUCCAGCCUACCACGUCACCGAUCAACCGCCCUCCCAAGAAGCCUCUCCCUCUCCCGGCCUGA